AUGAUAUCGUUUUCUGAAGUUUUAAAUGAUGACGGCCAAUACAAUGGGUCUUUUUUUGACCCUCAAACUUACGGCAAUUCUUUGUUUGUCAAUGAAGAAUUCGAUACAUUGCCAGAAGCUCCGAUCCAAUACGGCCAAGUAGAGCAAUGGCGUAAAAAUAACCGAACUUUACAGUUUCAAUUCAGUCCAAUUUCUAAUGACGGUCUAGCUUGUAUUUCUCCUUCAGAUCUCACAAAAAACGAUAUUCCAAUUCUGCCACAAGAAGGCAAAAUAUAUCCAACAUCUAUUCCAGGACUUACCUACACACCAGAAUACCGUACUUUUGUACUACAAACAUCUUCAGCGCUACAAAUUGUCCUUAAUUUUAACUUUGUCAAUAGCACCGAAAAUAUUCGUGAUGGCCGAUGGGAUUCAGAAAUCCCAAUGUUUAUUGGCAAUUUUGUCGAACUUAUUCAUCCGUACACAGCAAGCAAUCAUCGCCUGGCAGAUGUCAACAACAUUGUGCGAUGCUUUCACGCCUUGCGCUUUCAACUAGAUUCAAAAAAUAAUAUUGCAGCAGCUUUUUCUCAAUGGGUCAAUAAUGCUGAUAUUGAUCAAAGUGCAGAACAACUUCCAGAACUUUUAAAUAAUCACAAUCCUUUGAAUUCGUUACAGUUUUGGCAAUGCAUAUACACUCUUGCUAUUCGUAAUAUGACUAGUUUAUGUGCAGAUGCCUUAGAGGCAGCACUUCCUAAAACUUCUGAACAAGAUCUAGUUCAACACUUUGUUCAAUGUUUGAGAGAAUACCCUGUUGAUGCAGAUGUUUUUACUUUCAAAGCAUGGCAAAAUCUUGUCAAAACCGGUUCAAAUAAGGUCCAGCAAGUUUCGGACAACUCUCUUCGCAUAUAUUUUCAGUCUUUUCUUUCCAUUUUACAAGGUUCUCGGACUGAAAUUUUAAGUAAAUCCAACUCAUGGAUUGAAGCUAUGUCAGGUCUGUUUUGUUACAGCGAUCCCACACGUAAGCAUUUAGAUGAUUACUACAUGCUGGCUGUGGAACAAUUCCCUGUUGAUGAAACCCUGGCUUGGGAAUCAGGGUGUGCAGCAGUAAUUCGUGGCGAUUUUCUUGCAGCUAUCGAGAAGAUUGAGAGUUUAGACCCGUUUGUUGCGGCGGUAGUAUGCGAAACAUGUGAAGCCAAAGGUCUUAUGGAUGUCUAUCUUCCAGAAGCAUUUUCGGAUAUUCGUGAAUGGCUACGAAUCAACUUUGCCAAAUUAUGUCUUGACGAUAAGGAUUUGGCACCUGUUGGCGUUCAGUUACUACAGUUAAUCGGGUCUGAUGAGGCUCGUGCCAUCUUUGCGGAAUACGUCCCAAGAAUGGUGCUCAUAAGUCCCGAUGAUAUCGCAUUUGCUCUGAGUGUUGCAAAAGAUUUUAACCUUCCCGGAACCGUGCGAGCAAUUCACCGUGCUACUGCAAAAAGACUUGAAGCACAAGGUGCAUAUCUGGAAGCAUUUAUCAAUUUAGAUAGUAUUCAAGAUGUGGAAGGUCUACGGACGCUGGCUUGGAAAAUGUUUGAAGAGUGUCUGUUACUUGGUGAACCUUUAGGAGGUCUAGUUCUAGAAGACCUUGUCAAUGACACUCUUGAUUAUGAGAUCUCCGAUGUGGUCAAGGAUACGUUAGCGCCAUACGUCGUGUUGGCCAAGUCACAGGAAUAUCUCCGGUCAGGUAAGUCCCGGCAGGCUGCACAGCACCUGGCGGCUCUAGUGAGGUUCUCACACAUUCCCGUCAAGUAUCUGGGUCUUUUAUUUCUACUAGUUGAGCAUCUGUUAGACCGUUCGCAGCCACGUGUGUUUGACUUGCGCGAACUCAUUGAUCUGAUGCGGGCGGUAGAUAAGUGGGAGGAAGGUAUUAGCAAAGAUGCGACUGUGCGCCAGGAGAGCAAACAGCUAUAUAUGUUUUCUUUGGAUCCUGUGGAGGAUAAAUCAACUGCGACUACCAUCGACCCUGAUUUGAUGACAUGUCUCAAAAGCAUUCGUGGCAAGCUCACUCGUGAAGUGUCACGAGCAUACAUGGAAAACCCACAGUAA
Messenger RNA from Magnusiomyces paraingens, 2061 nucleotides. RefSeq lists its product as uncharacterized. Gene Ontology annotation, cellular component: nuclear pore outer ring. The record is from RefSeq and is a predicted model, not a curated record. Gene Ontology annotation, molecular function: structural constituent of nuclear pore. Gene Ontology annotation, biological process: protein import into nucleus; mRNA export from nucleus; positive regulation of DNA-templated transcription. The coding region runs from base 1 to 2061 and encodes 686 amino acids. NCBI's taxonomy places the organism in Eukaryota, Fungi, Ascomycota, Dipodascomycetes, Dipodascales, Dipodascaceae. The transcript has 2 exons.